Molecule: messenger RNA, 2939 nt
Organism: Cavia porcellus (domestic guinea pig)
Lineage: Eukaryota; Metazoa; Chordata; Mammalia; Rodentia; Caviidae
Gene: Nr5a1
Product: nuclear receptor subfamily 5 group A member 1
Exons: 8
Coding region: 340-1725 (461 amino acids)
Biological process (GO): hormone-mediated signaling pathway; regulation of transcription by RNA polymerase II; tissue development
Cellular component (GO): RNA polymerase II transcription regulator complex
Molecular function (GO): zinc ion binding; nuclear receptor activity; RNA polymerase II cis-regulatory region sequence-specific DNA binding
Source: RefSeq, a predicted model, not a curated record
AUUGGGCCUCCGGUAGCCCCCCCCUGGCGGGGAGGAGGAGGAGGACGACGGACAGGGCCAGUUUGCUGUCCGCCCGCCGCCCACUGUGGUGGGAAGGAGUUCCUCCGUGCCCACGGCCACCAUUGCCCACCUGGGCGGCCGGAGCCUCCCUGCCCCAGCCCGUGCCCGCCGUGCACCCUCAUCCGGUGUGAGAGCUCUCCUUCCGCUCCACAAACGAAUCCGAUCGAAGCGCCUGGGACCCGAGGGCCGGCGGUCGGGCGAUCGGGCGUGGAGGCGGCGGCGGCGGAGGCGGCAGCGCGGGAGGAGCCAGGAGGGCGGUGAGCGGUGGACGCCGCGGGCAUGGACUAUUCGUACGACGAGGACCUGGACGAGCUAUGCCCGGUGUGCGGGGACAAGGUGUCCGGCUACCACUACGGGCUGCUCACGUGCGAGAGCUGCAAGGGCUUCUUCAAGCGCACGGUGCAGAACAACAAGCACUACACGUGCACCGAGAGCCAGAGCUGCAAGAUCGACAAGACGCAGCGCAAGCGCUGUCCCUUCUGCCGCUUCCAGAAGUGCCUGACGGUGGGGAUGCGCCUGGAAGCCGUGCGAGCUGACCGCAUGCGGGGUGGCAGGAAUAAGUUUGGGCCCAUGUACAAGCGGGACCGGGCGCUGAAGCAGCAGAAGAAAGCACAGAUCCGCGCCAACAGCUUCAAGCUGGAGACAGGACCCCCAGUGGGGGUGCCCCCCCCACCCCCUCCUCCUCCGGACUACAUGCUGCCCCCUGCCCUGCAAGCGCCAGAGCCCAAGGGCCUGGCAUCUGGGCCACCUACCGGGCCCCUGGGCGACUUUGGAGCCCCUGCAUUGCCUAUGGCUGUGCCUGGCACCCACGGGCCACUGGCUGGUUACCUCUACCCUGCCUUCCCCGGCCGGGCCAUCAAGUCUGAGUACCCAGAGCCCUAUGCCAGCCCGCCGCAGCCCGGGCCACCCUACGGCUACCCGGAGCCCUUCUCAGGCGGCCCAAGCGUGCCUGAGCUCAUCCUGCAGCUGCUGCAGCUGGAGCCCGAGGAGGACCAGGUGCGGGCUCGAAUCGUGGGCUGCCUGCAGGAGCCAGCCAAGGGCCGCCCCGACCAGCCAGCACCCUUCAGCCUCCUGUGCAGAAUGGCGGACCAGACCUUCAUCUCCAUCGUGGACUGGGCGCGCCGCUGCAUGGUGUUCAAGGAGUUGGAGGUGGCCGACCAGAUGACCCUGCUACAGAACUGCUGGAGUGAGCUGCUGGUGUUUGAUCACAUCUACCGCCAGGUCCAGUACGGCAAGGAGGGCAGCAUCCUGCUGGUCACCGGGCAGGAGGUGGAGCUGAGCGUGGUGGCUUCCCAGGCUGGCUCGCUGCUGCACAGCCUGGUGCUGCGGGCACAGGAGCUGGUCCUGCAGCUGCAUGCGCUGCAGCUGGACCGCCAGGAGUUCGUCUGCCUCAAGUUCCUCAUCCUCCUCAGCCUCGACGUGAAAUUCCUGAACAACCACAGCCUGGUGAAAGAUGCCCAAGAGAAGGCGAACGCGGCCCUGCUGGACUACACGCUGUGCCACUACCCGCACUGCGGGGACAAGUUCCAGCAGCUGCUGCUGUGCCUGGUGGAGGUGCGGGCCCUGAGUGUGCAGGCCAAGGAAUACCUGUACCACAAGCACCUGGGCAAUGAGAUGCCGCGUAACAACCUGCUCAUCGAGAUGCUGCAGGCCAAGCAGACCUGAGCCACCAGCUGAGGCCCAGCCCGAGCUAGCAGCUGUGCGUGGGACGGGCAGGGCCUGGCUUAGGAGGUGGCCCUCACCGGCCGCGGCACUUGCCUGCCACCCAGAGUGCCCUGAGGAGGUGGCUGCCAGCCAUCCCUUCCUUUCCCUGCUCCCAGCUUCUGUCCUAGAGGCUGAAGCACAGCGCAGGUCAGGGGAGGAGGUCGGGGCUCCCUGGGAGGCCUUGAUGUCCUCCCUCCCCCUGUCCUGGAAUCAGAAGCAAGGGAAGUUAAGUGAGCACCUGUGGGGGAAAGAGAGCGGGUCUGUAGAUCCGGGUGGAGGGGAGGGGAGCCUUGUGUUUGUGACACUAGAAAAAAGUGGGUUUGCUAAAUUGGGCAGGGGCUAUUGGCUUUAGAGGAAAGCUGGACACUGGUGAGAGCCAAAGACCUCUCCCUGGCCCUCAACCCAUCUCGCUUCUGCAGAGGCAGCUCUGGUCCUGGAGUUUGCUACAGUCGGCCUUCUCUCCCCACGCUCUGCCUCCCCCCACAAGGAAGGGCUUUGGUACAGUCCGCCUCCCACCGCUGGCUGGGACAUUACUGCAAGAGUGUAAUCAAGAGGGUUUUGCCUUUUUGUUUCCCAGUCUCCCGGAUACUCUUCCAGGGUGUGUGUGCCAGAGGGCAGGGGUGGAUUGGAGGACUGAGUAGAGAUCCUGAGGGUAGGUUUCUUCCCCAGAUACCAGUCCCCAGUACCCCGAGGUUGGGCGGGGCUGGAGGCCGGGUCAUAUUUCUGAGUGUCCUGCUACAAUCCAGAGACCUGUGCCUCUCCUCCACACCAUGAGGUGAAGUGCAGGGGCCUUUGGCACUGUGGGCAGAAUAUGGCUAAACCCGGGAGGGUGCCCAGGUCUCUGGAACGGCCUGCGCUGAUGAGCCCGUCCUCAGGGCCCUGUCCCUCCUUGCCCUGUCCCGGCUGCAACCCUUGAAGCUGGCCCCAGCUCCCUGGCCUCCUCUGCUGUGCACCCUGCUUUCCCGUCGCUGUGGCAGCUUGUGCUGAGCCUGCCAGGUUGGACGAGGCUGGGCGUCCCUGCCCUGCUUUCCGUGGCCCUUUCUCAGCCCCCACGUCGGCCCCUCAAAAUGCAUGCCCCUGCCAAGGCCAGAGACCCACAGCUCCAAAACAAGAAGUGCCCUUAUGAAUCUCCCCAGCCCCUAAAGCCCUCAAAUAAAUUUUGCAAUUAGUUUCCA